AUGGAGCCAGAAACUACAAAGGUCCAAGCUUCGGAGGUCAGCGUUGCUGUGCCUGACAUGGAGGUCCCGAAGCGCGAUGCCACAAAUGACUCUGGCGCCGCAGGCGCGGACGAGCCUCCAUCCAAGAAAGCACGGUUGGAUGAACCUUCCAAACCCGCUCAGGUAGAUAUGCGCGAUAGAGGAAUUGCGCCCAUCAAAGCAGAAUAUCGCAUCCAAAUCACACCGAAGCCUCGCCCCGCAGAUGAGACUAGCCCUGACGAUGCCGCCGAGGCCGCUCCCCAUGAUGAUCGUGAUGGUGGCAAGAAGGACAAAGGAAAGAAGAAGAAGAAGGGCCAGAACACCAAUCGCAGUUAUGGUACAUCCAACGAUUCGAAGGGCCUUUGUAGCACAAGAAUGUUUGCCAAUGAGUUUGCCGCCGAAGAGUGCCAGUAUGGCGAGACAUGUCGAUUUGAGCAUGAUCUGCGUGUUUAUCUGAAGGAUCAUAAGCGCGAGGAUCUUACAACUCUGGGUAACAUGUGCCCCUCCUAUGAAGCGCUGGGCAAAUGCUAUUCCGGCUGGAAGUGUCGCAUGGUUGGUUCGCACUCAACGGAGAGAGAAAAUGAAGACGGCAAGAAGGAAUUGAUCUUGCUGGAGAACGCAGAACGUAUGGAGAAAGCUCGACCUCGUGUGGCCCACGCGACACCCGACGGAAUUGUCAACAUCAUUUCCAACGAAGACAAAAUCAGUCUUAUGAGAAGGCGUGAAGACACCCCUCGGGCAGAUGCUUACACCAAAUGGGCCACUGAAGUGUCCGCGGAAUUGGAGAAAGCGAUCCAUCAGCGAUCCACCGUCCGCGAGAAGGGUGAGCUUGUUGAACCGAACGAACAAGCGAAAAUCGACAUACAGGAGAAUCGUGCUCAGUUUCUCGAGCCUCCCUUCAUGCCGUCAGAGAAGCGCCGCAUUUACUUUGGACCGGAGACACCCGUUCUCGCACCUCUCACGACCCAAGGCAACAUGCCAUUCCGAAGACUCUGUGGAGAUUUAGGCGCACAGUUCACAUACUCAGAGAUGGCUAUGAGUAUGCCUUUGAUCCAAGGUUCAAAGUCCGAAUGGACCUUGUUGAAGGCACACGAAUCGGAAAUGGCACCACCAACCGUCAUCCCGGGCGAGAAUAUUGUUCAGGGCUAUGAUAACUCCAAGGACUUCAAGUUCGGUGCACAAAUUGCUGCUAACAAGCCAUGGCAAGCUCUCAAGGCCACUGAAGUGUUGUCAAAGUUUACACCCAACCUGCGCGUUAUUGACUUGAACUGUGGCUGUCCCAUUGAACUUGUAUUCCGCGAUGGAGCUGGCUCAGCUCUUCUUGACCAUCACUCUAAAUUGGAAAAGAUGAUUCGCGGCAUGAACACUGUCUCCCAGGAGAUUCCGAUUACCGUCAAGAUCCGCAUGGGGACCAAGGACAACCAGCCUACCGCUCAGAAGCUUGUUGAGCGUAUGGUUCUCGGUGGAUACGAGUCUAGUGUUCUGGAUCUCGGCCCCCCGGCAGACUGGGGAUACAUCUCAGACUGUGCAGCCCUCAUUAAGCGCCUGAACAAGAAACAGGAUGCUCUUAGCGACACUAUCCGUGAACCGGAUGCCCGCCACAUGCCCAACGGUGGUAAGACGUAUUUUAUCGGAAACGGCGACUGCUACUCACAUACCGACUACGAUGACCAUGUCAAUAAUGCUGGAGUGGACUCUGUCAUGGUGGCUCGUGGAGCUUUGAUCAAGCCAUGGAUCUUUGAGGAAAUCCAGACAGGCCAGUAUUUGGAUAAAUCCGCGACUGAGCGUCUAUCAUACAUCGAGAAAUUUGUCAAGUAUGGUCUCCAGGCCUGGGGCUCUGAUGAGCAUGGUGUUGGAACAACCCGUCGCUUCCUGCUAGAAUGGCUGAGUUUUACCUAUCGCUAUGUCCCCAUCGGACUGUUGGAGUACCUUCCUCCCAACAUCCAGGACAGACCUCCUGCUUGGCGUGGCCGGAAUGAGUUGGAGACGCUGAUGGGUAGUGGCAACUACAAAGACUGGAUCAAGAUCACUGAAAUUUUCCUGGGUCCUGCACCCGAUACCUUCAAAUUCGAGCCCAAGCACAAGUCGAACUCAUACGAGGCCGAGGGCUAA
Molecule: messenger RNA, 2130 nt
Organism: Penicillium vulpinum
Lineage: Eukaryota; Fungi; Ascomycota; Eurotiomycetes; Eurotiales; Aspergillaceae
Gene: dus3
Product: tRNA dihydrouridine synthase DUS3
Exons: 4
Coding region: 1-2130 (709 amino acids)
Biological process (GO): tRNA processing
Molecular function (GO): tRNA dihydrouridine synthase activity; flavin adenine dinucleotide binding; RNA binding
Source: RefSeq, a predicted model, not a curated record